CAGCAUGCACUAUACAGAUCACUUCUUCGAUGUCAUGUAGAAAGGAUUCAAAAUAUAUAAAAACAUAUAAGGAAUUGAACUAGAUCACUGCUACAACAAAAAAAACAUGCAGAUUAGGGUAUAACAAAACCAAAUACCUCGAACUGAAUAAUACACUGCUCCUUCGUUGGCCCAUUUUCUUCAUCAUCUGAAUCAGAUGAGGAAUCUGACAUAUUUCCAUCUCAAUUAGCAUCUUUAACUGUCUUAAAGAUUCACAGGGGAGUGUAUGAGUGUAUUUCGGAAGAACGUGGAUCGUCCUAACCGUCGCCCGAAAUAUCAGGCUAUUUGGCAGGAACGACCCUAAACAGUUACCGCGACCGCCGAAUUUACCCGAAAUAUAUUAAGCCAGCUUCCGCGAACGACAGCUGCCUCGACCUCGGAAGUCACUGCAUUCUCCGACAACUCAACUCAUCUCUCUCCGAGCAUGGAACAAAUCAUCGAGUAUGAUUCCGUGGUUGCUGAUGCUCUUUUCGGCUUCCCGGACUCGCCCCCUUUCCUUCCGCCCUUCUCCGACUCCACAAUCCUCACUUUCCCGCCCCCGCCGCCAUGCGACAUCUCCUCCGUCCCUCACAGCAGCCCCAAACGCCACCACAGCGGCUCCGACCUCUACAUUCAUGACUUUCCACAGCCGCAUUUUGAUUUUGAAAUUCCCGAUUAUGAUCCCACAUUGUUUGCCGAGUUUGAGGCUCCGCAGCCGCCCUCAAUCGCCAUGGUUGCGCCGUUUGCCCAAGGUGUUGUUGGCUUGUCUGCGCAGAGUAUGGCUGCGAGGGGAAGACGAAAGCGAAUCAGCGAGAAGAUGCUGGAGCUGGGCGGGCUUGUCCCCGGCGGAGCAUUGGUUGGGAUCAAUGGUUGUCCAAGAAAAGUUGUCAGCUAUGGAAAUGUGUGUGGUGCCA
Molecule: messenger RNA, 932 nt
Organism: Phalaenopsis equestris
Lineage: Eukaryota; Viridiplantae; Streptophyta; Magnoliopsida; Asparagales; Orchidaceae
Product: transcription factor bHLH52-like
Biological process (GO): regulation of DNA-templated transcription
Molecular function (GO): DNA-binding transcription factor activity; protein dimerization activity
Source: RefSeq, a predicted model, not a curated record